AUGGACCAAUCCAUAGAGGGUGCAUUUCGGCGUCGCGCACAAAGACGAAGGGUUUUUCUCCAACUCGCGCCACUGAUGGAAAAGCAGGACACACAUUUUCGCCUCGGUGUGCCCCUCCAGCAGAGGGUUGCUAUUGCAGUACGGAAGCUGGCAACAAAUGCAGACCACAGUAGCAUCUCUCACUUGUUUGGAGUUAGUCGCUCAACUGCCUAUGCUGCCAAACUCAAAGAAAUGGAGGGCAGGUGGCGCUGCCUCCUCAAAAGAAAUGACUGCAAGACAGGCCUGGUCAGAUCUAUGAUACUCACAUGUUGUGUGCUCCACAAUCUGUGUGAGAGCCAUGGUGAGGACUUCAAAGGGGACUGGGAAAAUCCUGUGCACAUCGACCAGCCUCAUGCUUGA
Knipowitschia caucasica is the source of this 399-nucleotide messenger RNA. NCBI's taxonomy places the organism in Eukaryota, Metazoa, Chordata, Actinopteri, Gobiiformes, Gobiidae. The record is from the annotation of a GenBank genome assembly.